UCCCGAAUUGAAUCAAUGAAGCUAUUUUCGGAAACAAUUCAGCAAGAAAUAUUUGCAAACUAUCUCUAUUUCUCUAAAGAACAAUACAAAAGUCUUGAUGAAUAUUGGAUUAACAAAGGAAAUAUUCGAUUAAUG
Scutellospora calospora is the source of this 135-nucleotide messenger RNA. The record is from the annotation of a GenBank genome assembly. Lineage: Eukaryota; Fungi; Glomeromycota; Glomeromycetes; Diversisporales; Gigasporaceae.